AUGAAGAAAAAAAUCAAUUCAAAAGCAUCUGAUAAACGUCAACAAGACAUGGAUCAAAGUUUGGUGUUGGAUACGAUUUCAAAUGAUGUCAAAGAGAGUGCUGCGAAUUCAUUGAGAGGCGUACCAGAACUGAAAGCGUACGUAACAACUUUGAAUACACACAAACAACAAAUGUCAGUUAAUAUUUCCGUUUUCAAAAUUAUUAAAGGGAAACCAUCAAAAUUAGAGUAUGGAGUUCCACUUAUCGUCGAACCUCUAACAAUUCACGACGUCGGUCAUGUUGUAAAUGACGCAUUUAGAGAUUAUUUGUGUCGUGAACUUCCCGGGAAUAAGAAAAAACUAUUUAACUCACUGGAACUCAAAGAGCAUUUGUCGUUGAUUGAAGACAUCCGGUGUGCGGAAAAAGACGUGAUGGAAGUGCAAGAGCGUCUUUUAAGGGUUAGUGACAAAGGUGAUUGGAUCGAACUGAAGCCAUGGAACGUUGAAAGUUACUCUCUUCUGUGUCCACGGAUGUUCGUCUUCGACGAGAACGAACAAAAGGGAGGUGCUUCGAAUGCCGAUAUUGUUGUUAAGAAAAAAGAUUACGGUAUACACCAUGAAAUGAGGCGGCUCAGGCUGGGUCUAAACAAAGAACGACGCAUGUUGAACAUACAACAUUGUCAGCCCAAAACAGUAAGAAAAUUACCUAUUUUAAAUAAAACCGUGAAGAGCGACUUGUUCGUAAAUACCAAUAUUGUGAAGUUUAAUCGUUUCAUACUUGGUGGCAUUUACAAGAAAAGAGUUAUCAUAACAAAUUCGGGAAAAAAAGUGAUACCAUUCAAAUUAUUAACAAGCAACUUAUCAUUAUUUCACUACGAUUACAAGCCUAGAUGUCCACUUGCACCGGGUAUGAACGCGAAACUCACUAUAACAUUUAAAUGUACGUCGAUGGAAGAUAAAUACGAACUGAUAACACUAAUGACGACGGAGAAUAAAAAAAUUAAUAUUCUCAUCGGCGCUGAAAACGUGUCACCGAUACUUCACUAUACUUUAGAAUGUUACGAUGACAUGAAAACCACAGACUGUAAAAAAUUAGCACUUCGAAAACCAUCAAGUGUCUGCUUGUUCGAGUGCAACGCUUGUCUGAUGGGUGCUCGUAAGACCAUAAUCGUCAAGAUAAAAAACGUUGGACGGUCAUCAAAAUUUAUUUUAGUCCCCGAAGACGUAUGGUAUACAAAACCAGUUGAAGACGUUGAAUGGAAGAAAACAAUGAUUUUAGGCGCAUUUACAAUCACACCGUCAAUAUUCGAGAUUGAUUAUGAGCAAACAAUGGAACUCACUGUUGUAUUUAAGCCACGUUUGUCGUCAUUUUACUGUACCAGAUUUAUAAUCGUGUCUGACAAUUCGUGCGCACAAGAAGUGAACGUGUUUGGCGAUGGUCAGAUGUUUGGCGCUCGGAGCGUACGACUCACGGGACCGGGUUUGCUGUGCACCGAGGCGGAGGCAGGAAGUUACGUGCUCGACAUGGGAAAAAUUGGCCAGGUCGUCCGGUACGUGUACGCGAAAAACACAAGUCGUAUCAAAUAUCGGUAUCGCUGGAUCAUUAAUCAUGCAAUCGACAAUCCAGGUUCAAAAAACGCCAAAGUAAAUUUCAACAUUCAUCCGUCAACUGGGUUAUUAGACAAGUUCUCGAAAACGAUGUUUCGAGUGGAAUGCGGAGUCUCAGACGAGAUAGUCAAUGAACAACUUACGGGAAAGUAUCGUAUAACCGCUACCAUGAUGAUUGAUGAUAUCCCCAAAGAAAGUAUCGAGGAUCAAAAUAUAUUUUUCGAGGAACAAGAGGACAACCCAGAGUCGCUGUCAAUAGAAAUUGCUGAAAUCGAAGUGAUAUCCGAAUAUAAGGGGAAAGAACGCAUAUCAUUAUGUACCGACCGCAUAAUCGUGGACUUGAAUUGGCAUCAACUGAGGACCGAUUUGUGCGUAAGAGAAACUGUGACGUUUGCCAACAACGGGUCGUGUCCCGUGCGGGUCUCGUGGAUUCCCAGCGCCGAUAACGCCGCCGCGGCCGUGGGGGUGGCACCCGAGUCGUUCGAAAUCACGGAUCGCGCCGAAAUCAGGGUGCAGGUGGAACCCCUGUGUCCGGGGGUUCAACUGAGGGAGACGUUGAAGUUCUCGGUGGAAAACCGGGACGGCCAAACCGGUGAGAUGGUGCUGUACGUGCGCGGUACGGUCGAACAGAUGCCCAAAGUGCGCGUCCGGCCGGCAAUCGCACCGCUCGACAUCAUCUGCGCCGGUACACUGGAAUCGUACGACGUCGAAUUCGAGGUGACGUCCGACGGUCCGUUUCACGUGAAAAGGUGUCUGUACGCGUUCGACACCGACGUCGGUGCAGAGUUGAGUCUGCGUGGUGACGUCAAGUCGUUUGGACCGUACGGAAACGGAAAUACGACCAUGAUGUCGCAGCUGGCUAAGUUAAACUUCAAGACACCGGUCGAAACCGACGCGAAUGGGCUCUCGUGUCAAUUAGCCGAAUGGUCGUUCGCUGGGUCAAAGACGGUCCAUACCCAGUCCAUGACUUACGCGACACUCCCAGAUUUGCGUUUGAACGUUAACAGCAUUACCAUUGCCGAGUCCCUUUACAUGGGCAUACCUCACACCCACAAAGGAAUUCGGUUGCUCAAUAAUACACAUUGUGAUUUUGUCUACUCUUGGGGCAACCCAAUGGGAUUGGAUUCAGAUAGAAUAGAUUGAGAGUUCAAACCCAGCAGUGGGACUGUUAAUGGUAACGCGAAUGUUGAAUUUGAAUUUAUUGUGACACCGAAAAAAAGCGGCCAUUUAAACAAAUGCCAUGUACCAUGUUUUGUACAGUGCAACGCACUUGCACCACAACAGUUGAGUGUCGAAUGUUGGAUAUAUGAUUUCAGUGCUACAGUGACGUAUGUUGAUGUGUAUGACACGGAAUACAGCAUUGUGUGGCAAGACAAUAAAAAACAAUGGAUCGUCAACACAGAUCAAAUGGAAAUUGAUUUAUUUGAAUCCGAAAGCAAUCAAACUUCAAUAACCAAAUAUUUAAAUAAUUUUGAUACGGAAAAUGCAGAAGAAUAUGAAAUUGAGCCGGAAGACCGGGAACCGACCAAAUGGCGUUUUGGAGAAUGGCCGAGACGUGACACGUCGUUAUCUGCACCGUUGGUCGAACAAUUUGAACGAAAUCUGGACUGCUACCACCCCGUAAUGGAGUUUAAAGACAUAGAAUGCAAUACAGAUGUGAAACAGAGUAUAACUAUUCGAAACACUACGAAAAUUCCAUGUCAAGUCAAAACUAAAGUUCGAUAUCACGGUCAUUCUAUACCGAACAUAAUAGACAACGCCCACGGAGAUGGCACGGAAAUUGCAUCGAUAAAAGGUUGUUCGAUAUGGAUAGAAAGAGAUGACGAGAUUUUGUGCGGGCAGGAUGAAUUCAAAGUGUCGGUAUGGGUGUUGGCCACGACUUGGGGUCGGUAUGAGGACGUGGUGACUAUUGAAUUACACGUAGGACUCGAUAUUCUACCGGCCAUCCACAUACCACUCAUCAUCAAAGCUAUUACGUUCCCUAUAGAAUACCCUUUAGCUAAAGACGUUCACAAACCAACCAUCAACUUUAGCCUCUACUCAAUGGAAUCAGAAAAUCGAUUACAAAUCUUGAAUAAUAGUGAUAUUGCAGUUAAAAUAUCUUGGCGCAUAUUUAAUGAAAGUAAAGAAAAUAAACCGUUUGGCGUAUUAAUUGACACAUUAACUCCCGACUAUCCAGACCAUUGGUCUUUCAGAAUUACCAAUUACGACGGGUUAGAAAAUCCUCGAUAUUUUAUAAUCGAGCCUGUUAUUUUGAAAUUAGAACCAAAGACACUAGGAUAUGUAACGUUUUCCUUAGAUCGAACUAAAGAACUAUACAUAAACCGAAAUGAAGAAAAUAAUAUAGUAAAUGGAAAAGCGGUUGGAAUAGUGACUGCUCUUGAACCAUCUGGAAAAUAUUGCAUAAGAAAAGAUGGAUUUAAAAUGAAAUCCACUGUUGUUAAACUUUACUCGGAAACAAGACAUUCGAUACAACCCAACUUAGUCAUACGAGAGUUGGACAAUAUUUUCCAAGUGUCGGCAUCGGAAAUUUACAACUCUCAAUCACAAAAUUAUACGGUAACUCGGUUGUUUACAAUGUGCAAUCACUUACGAUAUCCUGCAAACAUUUCAUUCGAAAUCGGUAAUCCGUUCUUCAUAAAGAGUUUGAGAUCACUGAGAUGUGGUAUUCGUUCCGGAAAAGAUAAUAUUCGUUUGUAUCAUAAGGAUUUGGUCGAAAUUGAACUGCAAGCUAUUAUAAAUAUAAAACAAGUUUAUCCGCCAAAAAUGCCAACAAAAAAUUUUCCCAGGAAAUACGAGAGAAUAGGAUACUUAAAUGCUGUUUAUGAAAACAGUUAUUUUAAACCUAAGACGGUUGCUACGUUCAAAAUGCAUAUAUACUUCCCCGUACUAAAACUGUCGACGAGCUACAUAAAUUUUGGUCAAGUGGACGUAACGGAGACUAAAAGCAUAAACGUGAUGUUAUCUUCUUAUCCAGGUCCUGAACGCUUUGUUGCGCACUCCAUAGACGAAGUGUUUACUGUAUCACCACCAGAUGGUGUAGCAUCGACUAGACCAAUCCUACUCACAAUUACGUUUAAGCCCAAAGCUGAUGAACAAUACUUGAAAAAGAUUGAAAUUUUGACAACAAUACCCAAGGAUGUCAUUUUUCUCGAAGUAUCUGGAUUGGGGAUCAAAUAAUUUCAGUGUAUUACUAGCUUAUACAGUAUAAUAAAACAUUUUCUACUUACUAUUUACA
Molecule: messenger RNA, 4825 nt
Organism: Myzus persicae (green peach aphid)
Lineage: Eukaryota; Metazoa; Arthropoda; Insecta; Hemiptera; Aphididae
Exons: 30
Biological process (GO): negative regulation of cell population proliferation
Source: RefSeq, a predicted model, not a curated record